AUAUGCCACUAGUCUAAACUGCGCUUUUUGUAUAUUUGUAUCCGAACCCCGACCCUAAUGCUACGGGUAUUGGUCGGGUUCGGAUACAGAAAAAGAUAUGUUUGUCAGGUUCUGGUCGGGUGCCGAUUUUUUUCAUUUUCAAUGGGUAGUGAAAUGUGAAGUGACUACAGUUUUUUAAUAUCAUAAUUGUAGUAGUUCGUAAUAUGUAUAUAGCACCCUUUCAGUCGGCUUAAAUGAUACGGUAAAAAGAUAUAAACCUCGAAUGAGUUGCCAGAUUUCAGUCGCUAUAAAAGCACUCGACUUAAUUGAAUAAACUCUCUUUGUAAAACGUCAGUCAUCGACUCAACAGUCAGUUCUCUGCGAAGUAUUGAGAAAGCCAUCGCGUAGAUUUCAGUGGCGACGAGAAAAAGUAAUUUUUUAUAAAAUCCGGGAGGAGUUUUUACCCGGUAGUGAGUAAGUGAAAAAGAUAUAUAAAAUCUGGGGGUAUAAUUUUGCCCGGUAGUGCGCUGGUAAUAAAAUAGUGUUUAAAACGCUUGGUGUGCUGGACAUUUUGUUUGCAGGCAGAGCGCGGAAAUUUGGCCGCUGCGUUGCGGAUUUGUCUGUGUGACCGGCAUUGGAGGAUUUUGAGCGCAAAUUGCUCUGGAAAUAUUCUGUUUUUUUGGAUACUGGGAAAAACCGUUCCCAGAGCGAGAUUUUGGAUACACGACAAUCUGCUUGUUGGUUGCUACUGCUGCUGCGGUGCCGUUUUCGCUGCUACCCCGAGCUGAGAUAUUUUUUUUGAGGAAAUUUUUUUUUGUCUGGAUUGAGCAGAAUUUUGUUUAAGGUACGUGUUUUUUUUAUUGUCUAUGGUUGAUUUUUUAAUAUAUUUUAAACAUAUACAUAUAUUGUUUUUUACAAGUGCAGUAUAUAUAUACAUACAUAUAGAUAUAUUUUUGUAUUGUUUCAAUUAGAUAUUUUUUACUUGGAGCGUUUCAAUCUUUCUUAUAUAUAUUUUUACGCUUUUUUUGCUUUCUCAAGCAUGCCGUUGAUUGGCAGUGUUGAGCCUUAUGUACCGGGUACUAUUUCGUUUGCCCAAUAUAUUGAACAGAUCGAAUGGGUGUUUCGUUGCAAUAAAGUUCCAGAAAAUGAUAAAAAAACGUACUUCCUUGCGUUGUGCGGACAAGAAACUUAUAGUGAGCUAAAACUCUUGCAUCCUGGUGUAGAUCUUUCUACUAUGGCUUUUGACGCCAUCAUUGAAUCUCUAAAAAAAAGAUUUGACAAGUCGGAUACGGAUAUGUUCCAACGAUACAAAUUUUACACCAUGUUGCAAGGGGACGAUGAAAAGGCAGAGGAUUUUAUUCUCAAGGUUAAGUUGCAAGCUGAAAGUUGUGAGUUUGGAGCAUUUAAAGAAACAGCCAUUCGCGACAAAUUAGUGAUGGGAGUAUUUGAUAAAAAUGUUCAACAGCGUCUUUUAGAAGAAGAAGAUCUCACUUUGGCUAGAGCUGAAAAAAUUAUAGUGAAUAGGGAAGUUGCCGGGGUGCGUACAAAAAUUAUAAAUGACGGAAAGUUUACAGUUGUUGCUAAAUUGGAUAGUGACGAUAGAAAAGUGUUUAACAAUAGGCGACGUGCUAGGAGUAGAGAAAGGAAUAUUCGCAAUAGAAGCAAUAGUUUUAGUAGAAGUCGUAGUAGGUCUUUUUCGGCGGGCAGAAGAACAUUUUUUUGUCAAUUUUGUCGCAAGAAGGGCCAUACAAAGAAAUAUUGCUUUGAAUUGAAGCGUAAGAAGAAAAUGCAUGUAAAAUUUGUCGACACCCCUCCCGCAGCUCAAACAGCUAGUAGAACUGAUUAUUUUAAAAGAUUGAAAAAUGAUAUGCAAAGUAGUGAUUCAGAAUCUGAUGAUAAAUGUUUGAAAAUAGAGUUAGUGAAGAAUAUUAGCGAACCAUGCUUGGUGGACGUUUUGGUGGAGGAUGCGAAGCUUUCUAUGGAAGUGGAUUGUGGUUCUGCUGUUAGCGUGGUUGGCGAACAUAUUUUCAGAAAAAGAUUUGGCUAUCUGCCUCUCUUGCCAUACAAGAAUAAUUUGGUUGUGGUUGAUGGAGCCAGGUUGGAAGUUUUGGGAAUCGUUUUAGUAUCGGUUGAGGUUGCAGGAAAGCGAUGUUCGGACCAGGAGUUGAUCGUGUUGAAAAAUAUAAGGAAUUCAUGCAAAAUUUCUCCACUUUUUGGCCGCAAAUGGCUUGAUAGUUUUUUCCCAGAUUGGCGCAAGACAUUUUCUAACUGUGCAAGCAUCAACCAGGUUUUGGUUUCGGAUAUGAAAAUAGAUUCGGUGGUUGAAGAUGUGAAGAGUAAGUUUAAACAUAUUUUUAAUAAAACGUUUUCAGACCCAAUUGUGGGUUAUGAGGCAGAUCUUGUCCUGAAGGAAGACAGACCAAUUUUCAGAAAGGCCUAUGAAGUCCCUUUGAGAUUGAAGCAAAAAGUAAUAGAACACCUUGAUUCUCUUGAAAAAGAUGGAGUAAUCACGCCUGUUGAGGUGAGUGAAUGGGCAUCACCUGUUGUGGUGGUGAUGAAGAAAGAUCAUGGUAUUCGUUUGGUUAUUGAUUGUAGGGUCUCUAUCAAUAAAGUAAUCACACCCAAUACUUACCCGCUUCCAGUGGCUCAAGAUUUGUUCGCAUCGUUAUCAGGAGCUAAAGUUUUUUGUUCCUUAGACCUUGCUGGUGCAUAUACUCAGUUGAGACUUUCCAAAAGAUCUAGAAAAUUCAUGAUAAUAAACACUUUAAAAGGAUUGUAUUGUUACAAUAGGCUACCACAAGGAGCAUCUUCAAGCGCAUCGAUUUUUCAAAGAGUUAUGGACCAGAUUUUGAAAGGUUUGCCGAUGGUUUUCUGUUACCUUGAUGAUGUACUCAUAGCAGGUGUUGACUUUGAAGACUGUCAGAGGAAGCUUUAUUUAGUCUUAGAGAGAUUGGCUAAGGCUAAUAUAAAGGUAAACUUAAAAAAAUGCAAGUUUUUUGUUCAUACUUUGCCUUAUCUUGGACAUGUUAUCACAGAUAAAGGUUUGAUGCCUUGUCCAGAAAAAGUUCAAACAAUUCGUGAUGCAAAGUCACCACAAAAUGUUACCGAACUUAAGGCGUUUUUGGGGUUACUGAAUUUUUAUGGAAAGUUUAUUCCCCAUUUGUCAUCACAUCUAAGCUGUUUGUAUAAUUUACUGAAAAAAGACACUAGAUUCCACUGGUCAGAAAAUUGUCAAAACACUUUUAAUUUCUGCAAAACUAAGUUAUUAAAUAGUAAUUUAUUAGAAUAUUUCGAUCCCGACAAACCAAUUGUAGUGGUGUCAGAUGCUUGCAAUUAUGGACUAGGUGGAGUGAUUGCACAUGUUGUAAAUGGAAUAGAAAAGCCAAUUUCGUUUACGUCGUUUUCUUUGAACAAAGCACAACAAUCAUACCCUAUAAUUCAUCUAGAAGCUUUGGCGGUGGUGAGUACAGUGAAGAAAUUUCACAAGUUUUUGUACGGGAAAAAAUUUACUGUUUACACGGAUCACAAACCGCUAAUUGGGAUAUUUGGCAAAGAAGGUAGAAAUGCAUUGUAUGCCACAAGAUUGCAGAGAUAUGUCUUGGAGCUAUCAAUAUAUGAAUUUGAUAUUGUUUAUCGUCCGUCUACCCGAAUGGGAAACGCAGACUUUUGCUCUAGAUUCCCAUUAUCCACGGAAGUGCCUAAAUAUUUACAGAGAGAAUUCAUCAAACGAUUGAAUAUGUCGUCAAGCAUUCCAAUUGAUUAUAGGAGAAUAGCAAAAGAAACUGAGCUGGAUGAUUUUUUGCAACAAAUUAAAACUUUUCUUAGAAAAGGAUGGCCAGAGAGAUUGGAUAAGAGAUUUAAAGAUGUGCACGCUCAUUAUCUGGAUUUGGAGGAAGUAGACGGAUGUAUGUUGUUUCAAGACAGGGUAAUUAUUCCGGUGGCAUUGAAACGUAAUGUUUUAGAGAUUUUACAUCAAAAUCAUGUGGGUAUAGCAAAGAUAAAGCAGUUGGCACGUAGAUCCGUUUAUUGGUUCGGGUUGAACAGAGACAUCGAAGAUUUUGUAAGAGCAUGCAAGAUAUGUAAUCAAAUGGCUAUAGUACAUAAAAAAGCACCUAUCGAGGGUUGGAUACCUACCUCACGACCUUUUAGUCGCAUACAUGCCGAUUUCUUUUAUUUCCAGCAAAAAGUAUUUUUACUAAUUAUCGACAGCUAUUCUAAGUGGUUGGAAUUGGAUCAUAUGAAGUAUGGCACCGACGGUAAGAAAGUAAUAGCAAAAUUUAUGGCUGUGUUCGCUCGAUUUGGUCUCCCAGACGUGGUGGUCACGGAUGGGGGUCCGCCUUUUAAUUCACAUUCUUUCAUCAAGUUUUUGGAGAAUCAAGGAGUAAAGGUAUUAAAAAGUCCGCCAUACAACCCACAAAGUAAUGGGCAAGCCGAGAGAAUGGUGCGCCUAGUGAAGGAAGUAUUUAAGAAAUUUCUUUUGGAUCCGCAAAUUCAAAAUUAUGACACAGAGGAGAGAGUUAAUUUAUUCUUAUUUAACUAUAGAAAUACUUGCCUGAAUGAUAAUGGUCAUUUUCCUUCGGAAAAGCUUUUUAUUUUCAAACCAAAAACUAUCCUUGACUUGCUUAACCCUAAAUUUGACUAUAAAAGAAAAUUAACCAAACCACUGCAUGAUGUAAACCGUACUAAAUCAAGUACUGACAAACAAGUACAAGAUCCUUUGGCAAUACUGACAGUAGGUGAUCCAAUCUACUAUAAAAAUACUAAUCCUACUGACAUAAAACGCUGGAUAAUAGCAAAAUUUAUAAAGCGGUUAUCCACAAACGUUUUCCAGAUCUCGCUCGGUGGUCGUUUGGUGUCAGCUCACAGGCAUCAACUCCGUUUGGCGGAAGGAAAGCAUCGGACGAGAGCGUCAGUUAUUUUUGACGAUUUUCCGCCAGUCCGUCUGAGCAAGCGAAGACGUGAGGAUGACGAUAUCAACCAACACAACGCAAAGCAGCGCAACAAGCAAAAUGAUGAAGAUUUUUAUGGAUUCGUUUCGGAUUCGUUCAUUUUCGAUGGAUUUGAUUCGUCGGAGGAAACCAUCGAAACUCGGAAAUCACAAGUUCCAGUUGAGGUCGAACAUGGCCAACAGAAGAACUGCUUAUCCAGUGAUCAAAAAUCAUUGCCUAACAUUAGGCGUUCGAGUAGAUUAAAAGUUAAGAAAAUAGAUAAAAAUUUUGUUUACCAAUGAAUUCAUAUUAUCAAAUUUUGUAUAUAAAAUGAAUUGUUUCAUUAUAUAAUGUACAUAAUGUAUUAAAAGUUUAGGAUUGUAUUAAUUAACUGAAGAGGCAAGAAUUGUAGUAGUUCGUAAUAUGUAUAUAGCACCCUUUCAGUCGGCUUAAAUGAUACGGUAAAAAGAUAUAAACCUCGAAUGAGUUGCCAGAUUUCAGUCGCUAUAAAAGCACUCGAC
Messenger RNA from Malaya genurostris, 5428 nucleotides. RefSeq lists its product as uncharacterized. The transcript has 2 exons. Gene Ontology annotation, molecular function: nucleic acid binding. The coding region runs from base 1019 to 5209 and encodes 1396 amino acids. The record is from RefSeq and is a predicted model, not a curated record. NCBI's taxonomy places the organism in Eukaryota, Metazoa, Arthropoda, Insecta, Diptera, Culicidae. Gene Ontology annotation, biological process: DNA integration.